CAUACCAGUACUGCUUUCACAGAACUGCUAAUAGCUAUUCGUUAGGAGGAGCGAGGUGGUAGUUCACGAAGCUGUCUGUUACCUCUGAGCUGGUGCUUCUGCCGAAAGAAAAGAAGCAGUUCUGUACAUUUGCGAUGAACGAAGGAAUUAGGUUUUUGUGAAGGGUGGUGGGGGGGGAGGUAGCCGACCCGAAUAAGAUGGCAGAGUUCGUGAGAGGGGGCCCGGGAACGGGAAUCGUGCUGCCGAAGGACAAGCUCCAGGGCUCCCCCAGCACGGGCAGCGACGAGGGCCACGACGUCGCCGUGGGCGAAGAGUUCGACCCGUUCCUGGCGGACGUCGAGGAGCCGGAGGGAGCCAAUGUGUCCGCCGUGGUCGCGCCGCCGGAAAACCAGUGGUACCACGGGCGACUGGACCGCUACACCGCCGAGGAGCGCUUGUGGCAGGCGGCGAAAAUGGGCAGCUACUUGGUGCGCGAGAGUGACAGGAAGCCCGGCUCCUACGUGCUCUCCUACUUGGGUCGAACCGGGAUCAACCAUUUCAGGAUAACAGCGGUGUGUGGGGACUUCUACAUUGGCGGGCGCCAGUUCGACUCCCUCUCGGACCUGAUUGGCUACUACACGAGCUGCUCGGACCUGCUGAAGAGGGAGCGGCUGAUACACCCCGUGCCGCCCCCGGAACCGGUGAACGACAAGAAGAGGGUUGUGGCCAUCCUGCCGUACACCAAGAUGCCCGACACGGACGAGCUGAGCUUCCAGAAAGGCGACAUAUUCUUCGUGCACAACGACAUGGGGGAUGGCUGGCUGUGGGUGACGGCGCACCGCACGGGCGAGCAGGGCAUGAUCUUCCGCGACCUGGUGGACGACCUGGACGAGAACAUCGACCCCAACACAGUGUUCAGCUGGUUCCACCCCAACGUCACCAAGAGCGAGGCCGUCGACAUGCUCGUCAAAGCCGGCCCGGGGAGCUUCCUGGUGCGUCCCAGCGACAAUUCUCCCGGGGACUACUCGCUGUUCUUCCACAUCAACAACCAGAUCCAGCGGUUCCGCAUCGAGAAGAAGGGGGUGCGCUACCUGAUGGGCGGUCGCACGUUCGAGUGUCUCGACGCCGUCAUCAACCGCUACAGGAAGGAGCAGAUCGUAGAGGGCCACACGCUCAUCCUCGCCGUCGGAAGGUCCAUGACGGAGGGUGAUGGCACCGUCAAAUCUAAAGAAGUUCAGCAUGCGGAGAAAAUAUACGCGACACUCCGCGAGUGCAGGGAACAAUCUGGAGUCAAGAAGAAUAAAGGCAUCAAGAUGCAGGGCUACCUCAACAAGAAGAGCGACAAGAACAAGAAGUGGAAGUCCAUGUACUUCGUGUUGCUGGUCGACGGGACGGACACGCACCUCUACUUCUACGACAACCCCAAGCGCACCAAGCCGAAGGGGCUGAUCGACCUGAGCUGCGCGUACCUGUACCAGGUGCACGACAGCGUGUUCGACCGGCCGCACUGCUUCCAGCUGGUGGAGCGCGCCCUGCCGUGCCUCGCCACCACCACCUACCUGUGCGCCAACACGGCCGACCUGGCGCAGGACUGGAUCUCGGCGCUGAAGCCGCUGUGCGUGACGCAGCAGACGAGGUCGCCCAAGGUGCAGAAGCUGCGAGAACUGCGUUGCCUUCACCUUCACAUCCUGGACGCCCACAGACUGCCGUACAAGCUGGUGCCGAACCCCUUCUGCAUUGUGUCGCUGAACCAAGUGAAGGUGGCUCGCACCAAGGUGAAGACCGGGCCGGACCCCGUCUGGGACGAGGAGUUCGUUCUCGAUGACGUACCGCCAGACGUCAUAACGUUCACCGUGACAGUUUACAACAAGGGGAAGCGCUCCAAAGACACGGAAGUGGCGGAGCUGAUGGUAGAUCUCGGCAACCUGACGAACGGCGAUGAGACGGAGGAGUGGUACCAGCUGACGGGCAUCACGCCCAUCGGGGAGUGGGGGUCGCUGCGGCUGCGCACGCGCUACCUGCACGACCUCAUCAUGCCCCAGGAGGAGUACUCGCCCAUGCAGCAGCUGGUCCUGGACCCCUCGCUGGAGGUGGUGCGUGCCCUGGCGGACAUCUGCCACCUGGACCGCGUGCCCCUCGCCAGCUCCCUGCUCCGCAUAUUCAGGUACGAGCGCAAGGAAGCGGACCUGCUCAAGUUGUUGAACGAGGCCGAGAUCGAGAAGGAGGAGGAAACAUCGACGCUGUUUCGCGCGGCCUCCCUCACCACCACGCUCAUGGACCUGUACAUGAAGUCCGUGUGCGGUGGCUUCCUGCAGUCCGCGAUCCUCGGAACCAUCCUCAAGUUGAUGGAGGCGAAGCAGAGCUGCGAGUUAAAUCCCACCAAGAUGGAUUCUCCAGAUGAUGCUUGUGCCAAUGCGGAAUUUCUCCUUCAAGUUUUGGAUGAAAUCACGUUAUCCAUAUUCAUGUCAGCAGAGGCCUGCCCUAAGACGAUACGGUACAUCUGCGGGUGCCUUCAGCGGGCUGUGAUGGGGAAGUGGCCCCACGAGAGACUGGUGCGAACCCGCGUUGUUAGCGGCUUCAUUUUUUUACGGUUAUUGUGUCCUGCUAUUCUCAACCCCCGCCAGUUUAACUUAAUUUCAGAGCCGCCGCUGCAGACGGCCGGCCGCUCGCUCAUCAUGGUGGCCAAGUGCCUGCAGAACCUGGCCAACCUGGUGGAGUUCGGGGGCAAGGAGCCCUACAUGGAGGUGGUCAACCCCUUCAUCCUCAAGAACAAGGAGCGCAUGGUCGUCUACCUCGACCAGCUGUCGAACCUGCCGGAGCGCCCGGAGUCGGAGGAGGUGCGCGUGAAGGGGGACCCCGCCAGGGACCUGGGCACGCUGCACCACAUCUGCGUCACGCACCUCAAGGAGCUGCAAGCCCUCGGCAAGACUCAGGUGACGAUCAAGAAGCUGGUGACGGUGACUGAGAUGCUCACGAAGCACAAGCAGAAGUACCUGGAGAUGAUCAGGUAGUGGGCGCGGCUGAUUGGCCGCCGACCCGCGCCCUUCGAGAGCCGCCUCCGCGUCGUUGCACGUCGCUUCGAACCUCGGCUGCGGUCUACCCGCGGUGGAUUGUGACUUGCAGCGAAGACGUUAGUGAGUAGGUCCUUGGAUUGCUGUUUUGUCGUUUUCAAGUUAGGAAUUUGUUGAGAUCUGAUAAUUAACUAGAAGUUUUUAUUUAGUGAAACUAGAAUAUGUAUAUAAAGUGGAGACCCAAAAUAAUUUAGGUCUGUGUUAUGUUGAAAUAUUUUUGUGUGUGGAAAUAGUUGGAAGAGCAAUUUCCUUCAUAAAAAACGCAUUUGAGGCACCAUUUUUUUUACGAAGAAUGGACUCAAAUUGAUGGAGCAGUUCACUAAGUAGUGUGUUAUUUUUGUUAUUGUUACGAUAUUUUGUUGAGGCUGCCUUAUUUUAAUUGCAAUGUUGCCAACUUAUACGUGUUGUCUUUUUGACACAAUACAUAUGGUGUUAGCAAGAAAAACAUGCAUAUGUUAAUAUUGAGGCGUAAGGCAAUGUUAAAGUGGAGACAUCAGCAUAAGAACUCGUAUAUUUUCAAGUUUUAAGGCUGAACGACUUUUCUGAAGAAAGAUUGAAGGCUUAAAAUGGGAAAAGUAUUUCAGAGUUGAAGUUCUGUUUGUGGAACCUGUUCAAGGAAGUCUUGGAUGUCAGAGCAAAGGGUGACAGUCGGGCAGCAUUUUGUGGACAGCAGUUUUAAAUGUGCAGGAGCCUACGUAAUGAGAAAUCUGCGCUAGUUAAAGAAUUUCCGUUAUUUUAAGAUACUGGUUACAAGAUGAUGGUGAAUUACCAUUAUCUCUGGAAAGAUUGCAGCCUUUUCCAAAGACUGGCUUUGAGCCCAUAUCAUGUGAUAGAUAACCUCUCUUUUUGAAAGGAUGUAGACUGAGACACAGUUGACGGCUGUACUUGACCAUGGUCAAUAUUUCAGUGAUGUCCUUGAGUUAUAAUUACGAGUGGUAAAUGUGAAAUUGUGCUACUGAAUAAUAAUGGAGGUAGCUUUACAAAGACUGGAACCCACUGUAGAUCUGCAAAAACUUUUGUGCUCAAGAAGAUGACAACGUGUUGGGGUUAUAUUGUUUGUUUAAGCAACUGCAGCAAUAUUUGUUGUAAAAUAUUGCUAGCAAAAAUUUUGUUUGUAGCUUACAUUGUGUAAAAUUUAGUGGCAAGUACUACGUGCAGUAUAGAAUGCUGAAAUGAAGCGCAAGUAAAACAGUACGAAUCCCAAAGUGUCAAAUGCACUGACGUUAACGAAUUGUAAUAAUCAAUGUCUCGCACAAAUAGUUAAUAGUGCUUUUAGUGUGAAAACAUGAACUUCAUUGUUUCUUCAAGGUAAGACAGUUUGCAAGGUGGCUACUGUGUUUGGGGGUGAUGUGUAUUGAACCGUGCGGGACAGGUAACUUCAUCUGGCAAGCAAAAGUGUGUUUAUUUUCAAGCAAUGGAUAGUGAUGAAAAGCAAAACAGUACAAUUUUCUCUUAGACUAGUUAAGCAGCAUAGAACACAGAGAAAGAAGUAAAAAUGUAUUUUUUUUUGUAAUGGUGAACAAACUAAGUUUUUCACAAAUUUAUUUUGAAUUCCCACUGUUGAAAAGUAUAGCUCAAUUCACAAACAUAUUCCUAAGUGCUGAUAUAAUAUAGGGGAUGUAGCCAGUCGUAUUUAAUGCAAAGUUAGGUAAGUUUUCAUUGAAAAAUUAUAUUCAGUCACAAUAAUCUAAAAAGGGUUUAUCUAUGGAUGGACCGGUGCUGGUUUUUAAAGUUAAAUCAUGUGUUCUUAUUUUUCACUUUUAACUAAACUGCUUCAAAUAUUCAUGUUUGAGCUGUCAGAGAAUAGUUUACUUUUAUCAUCUAUUGAGUCAUUCAGUCUGUGGAAAGAUAGUGCUAGAUACGUUAGUCGCCAGCGCACUACUGCUGUUAGGGGACGUUCUGUGGAGGUGUGUGAACCUUGCAGCCGUAGUGGUGGGGGAAUUUGACUGAUGUGGUGAGGUCGCAAGUGGGUAAAAUUUAGUCGAUAUCUUGGAGGCUGUCUUAGAUUCUAACAGCUUGGAAUUUCGAUGCUGAGAAUUUGUUCCUCAGUUCUCGCCAAAUCCGGACAGUCACCUUUCUUGGCGAAUAAAACGCUUAAAUUUCGUUCUCUUGCAUCAAGAGAUGGGUCAAGCGUCGACAAGUUAAUCCGAGUUGAUUUCGAUGGACACUGUCCAAUUAGAUUUCCAUUGUGAAAUCUUGAAGACUUUCGCUGUCGAAAUCAGUUGAGACUUGAGAGUGUUGCUUUGCUGAGUGUGUCAAUACAUGGUGAAAACGUGAUACACCACAGGUGCUCUUUUCACUGCCUAGCAAUGCCCAUGGUCUACCCAGACGUGUGUUGUGCGAAGGGGGACCACCCACAUGACUACUACUGCUAGUGCUUAAAAUAUUUACUGACCACACAUUACGUUCGUUCAGGCAGAGAGACAGUUUUUCUCACAUUAUACCAAACUAUGUUUUCUCAUGUAGCACAAAUUAAGCUACAAACUCCACAUGUAGUAAACCUUGCAUUGAAAAUCUUGUGUAUUGAUAACUUACGGAUGAACAUUUAAUACUUAGGGCUUAGAGUGAAAAUAACACCAACAAGAAACCAAAUGCCAAAUAAAAUUUCAAGUCCUUAUGCAUCAUGGAAACUAUGAGUUUAGCAAUCUGCAACCUGUGACGAAUCUGAGGUUUUACAGUUUCAGUCAUAAGUGAGUAUUUUUUUAAAAUUAGAACUACGUAUGUUACACAACAUUUGAAUGCAAUGUAGGCAAUCCAUACUUGCAAAGUAUUAUGUUCAUUCGUAUAAAUUACAACAACAUUUAUUAAAAGAGUAUAUUUGGUGUGCUUUUGUGGUCCUCCUUAUUGAAAUACAAAGAAACACCUAAUUUUAACAUAAAUUUUUGUUGCUUGUUAAGUUCACAAUUUUGGGUCUCGACUGAUGGGUCAGUUUCAUUUUUUCCACUUGAUGCUUAAAGAUUUCUCAUUGCACUCUGUUCUUCCAACUUUGUGGAAAAUGUGCAAUUGUUUACCAUUGAAAAUGUAACUUGGUUAGUAAUGAUGUUGCUUACUAUUGUACUGUUUGAAUAUGAAUAUUUCAUUAAACACCAUCAUUGUUAUUGCUGUAUGUCAAAUUGAAUUGCUAAGAUGGUUUUUCACAUCUGAGCUGAUCCAAACCAAGUUUGUUUGUCAAUUUAUUAGCUCUGUUGUCAUUUUAUAAAGUAAAUUUAUUAAAUGCAGUUCAUUUGUGGUUUUUGUUGUUGCUGCAUCAAGAAAUGUUGAAUUUUGUUCAUUUUCUUUUCCGAACAUCAUAUUUGUGAACGGUAAAAUUAAAGAAAGAGAACUAAUUACAGAAAAUUGAAUUCUAUAUUAAAUUUGGUUCCAGUUGAAGACAGUGUCACAUUAAAAUUAUCUAUUUCUUUUUAGGAACAAUAUGUACAGAUACAUUAGUGUGUAAUGGGUUUUGAUACCAUAAUAUUUUUAAACAAGAUGCAUUCAGUUAUUUGCAUAGAUAAAUAAGCAGAGUUUUUCUAACCAUUUUUAUACAUAAAACAUUUUGGUGUAUUCAUUAUAAAAUGAAAGUACAGUAAUAAGUGUCUAAUUGAAUUGCUUGAAGACGAGGUGUGAAAAUGAUAAUGAUCAAGUAGAAAUGUCAUGUAUGACUUAAUUAGUUAACUUUGUGUUUUGUUAAUUUUCUAUGCAUGUAUAUAUGAUCAUAAAAAGGUUUAUAUACCGGCAGAAACAGUUUAAAAUAUUUUCUAUGAACACUUGAUACUUGAUUUUCCACAGCCUUAAGUUUGUUGUUACCUAAUUAUCUGAUCAUUAAUUAAAAGGACAUUUUGCUUAAAUUGUAAGUUGUAACGCAGUUGCCUGAAUUAAGAAUGUGUCGGUAGCAGUUUGUCUGCAGCAAAUACAUGUAUAUUUCAUUCCAAAGGUCUUGUGAAUAAAUGAUAUGUUUUUAUUA
Molecule: messenger RNA, 6993 nt
Organism: Bacillus rossius redtenbacheri
Lineage: Eukaryota; Metazoa; Arthropoda; Insecta; Phasmatodea; Bacillidae
Gene: vap
Product: ras GTPase-activating protein 1
Exons: 18
Coding region: 198-2990 (930 amino acids)
Biological process (GO): regulation of GTPase activity
Molecular function (GO): protein binding
Source: RefSeq, a predicted model, not a curated record